AUGAUAUCGGUAAGACCUGGUCAACACAGCAACCGCGUUCCUGUUAACAUUGGUAAUAAAAUGUUGGUAACGCGUCGACGGUAUCACGCACGACACGGAUUGCGUCGUGUCCGGCCCAUGUCUCAUUCGGCCGCGACAAUCCGGCGCGUGGCGGCCCCAAGUUCACCGGUGGUGCUACGUGUGACACCGUGCCGCGCGUGCGCGAGCGUUUUUGCCGGAGUAAAUGCGCACCGUAUGAAUUCCGAGGAACGUGUGUCGCGUGAUGGUUUUCCUCGAUGA
This is a messenger RNA of Macrosiphum euphorbiae (potato aphid), 279 nucleotides long. Lineage: Eukaryota; Metazoa; Arthropoda; Insecta; Hemiptera; Aphididae. The record is from the annotation of a GenBank genome assembly.